AUGGUCAGACUAAAGGAGAGAUAUCUCUUGGUCAACAUCGUCUAUCUGCCCGAUGCAGGAUCUGCCAGUGGUGGUGGCAGCGUCCCCAACCGCGUCGUGCAGCACCGACCGACUACUGACAAGCUCACGCAUCAGACUCUGCUCAAGGCCAUCAGGGCGGAGAUUGCGACGCUCUUUGGUGAAUAUGGAUCUGGUGCACUAGAUGGAACGAUUUGGGUCAAGUACUUGUCUCUUGCGACAUCCACCUUCAUCAUUCGCUGCCCCAGAGCUCACUACCAGAUGCUCUGGGCCGCUUUGACCUUUAUGGACCAUGUUCCUGCCAAAGAUGGCCGUGGUCAGCCGUGCAUCUUCCGCGUUGUACGCGUCAGCGGUACUAUCCGCAAGGCAGAGGAGGAAGCUAUUCGCCAGGCUAGGAUGCAUAUUCUCGCUGCUGAGGCAGAACAUGCGCAUUCUUUAUUCACGUCUACAUUGUCAUCAUCACUGCCGGACACUUCCGGUUCCGAUGGGCGUGAGUCUGUGGCAAUGGAUGUCACGGAUGACGAGAGCGACGACAAUGACGAGUCUAUGAUGGACGCCGACGGUUGA
Messenger RNA from Geosmithia morbida, 585 nucleotides. Its product is annotated as ribonuclease P/MRP protein subunit POP5. NCBI's taxonomy places the organism in Eukaryota, Fungi, Ascomycota, Sordariomycetes, Hypocreales, Bionectriaceae. The transcript is spliced from 2 exons. Gene Ontology annotation, biological process: tRNA 5'-leader removal. The record is from RefSeq and is a predicted model, not a curated record. Gene Ontology annotation, cellular component: ribonuclease P complex. Bases 1 to 585 code for a protein of 194 amino acids.